GCAGGUAUGGUGGGCGGGGAUAUGCUGAGCAGAGGGAACUGAGGUACAAAAAGGCCUGGGUCCUCAGGGAACUUUCGGAGUGAGAUUUGGAAAUGGGGUGUGGAGAGAGGCUAGGACCCUUCACGAAAGGCCUCGGAAUGGGAAAAGGGCUGUUUGCCACACAGCUGAUCCGGAAGGGGGACACCGUCUUUGUAGAACGGCCCGUGGUGGCUGCGCAGUUUCUCUGGAAUGCACUUUAUCGCUACCGAGCCUGUGAUCACUGCCUUCGGGCACUGGAGAAGGCAGAGGAGAAUGCCCAGAGGCUGACUGGGAAGCCAGGCCAGGUUCUGCCUCACCCUGAGCUGUGUGCCGUGCGCAAGGACCUCCACCAGAACUGUCCCCAGUGUCAGGUGGUGUACUGCAGUGCAGAAUGUCGACUGGCAGCUGCUGAGCAAUACCAUCAGGUCCUGUGCCCAGGGCCCUCCCAGGAUGACCCCCUGCAUCCUCUCAAUAAGCUGCAGGAGGCCUGGAGGAGUGUUCACUACCCCCCUGAGACGGCAAGCAUCAUGUUGAUGGCCCGGAUGGUGGCCACGGUGAAGCAGGCCAAGGAUAAAGAUCGUUGGAUCAGGCUCUUCUCCCAGUUCUGUAAUAAAACAGCCAAUGAGGAGGAGGAAAUUGUCCACAAACUCCUGGGGGACAAAUUCAAGGGCCAGCUGGAACUUCUGCGGAGACUCUUCACGGAGGCCCUUUAUGAGGAGGCGCUUAGCCAGUGGUUCACACCAGAUGGAUUCCGGUCUCUCUUUGCUCUUGUUGGGACCAAUGGCCAAGGAAUUGGGACCAGCUCCCUGAGCCAGUGGGUCCAUGCCUGUGACGCUCUGGAGCUGAAGCCUCGGGACCGAGAGCAGCUGGACGCCUUCAUUGACCAGCUGUACAAGGACAUCGAGGCAGCAACUGGCGAGUUUCUUAACUGUGAAGGAUCUGGCCUCUUUGUGCUUCAGAGCUGCUGUAACCACAGCUGUGUCCCCAAUGCAGAGACCUCCUUCCCAGAAAACAACUUCCUUUUGCAUGUCACUGCCUUGGAGGAUAUCAAGCCAGGAGAGGAAAUCUGCAUCAGCUACUUAGACUGCUGUCAGCGCGAGCGCAGCCGUCACAGCCGCCACAGGAUCCUCAGAGAGAACUAUCUGUUUGUCUGUUCCUGCCCCAAAUGCCUGGCAGAGGCUGAUGAGCCCAAUGUGACCUCGGAGGAGGAGGAGGAGGAUGAAGAGGAGGAGGAAGGAGAGCCAGAAGAUGCAGAGCUGGGGGAUGAGAUGACUGAUGUGUGAUGUCACCCUGCCUGGAAGGGGCCCCUGCCCCAGACCCUGCAGGAAAAGGGGGCCUCCCCGCAGAGAGGAGGCUCGGAAGGAACUCCCCACUCCCCUUGUCUGCUUUCUCCACACCCCCCUCCCCUGCCCCCCGUUCCAGCUCUGUUUCUGCCGGAGAGUAGGACGGAGGCUGGACCCUAGGCCCUAGGCACUCACCUCCCACCAGACCUCAUGCCCUGGACACUGCUGCUGAGUGGCUCAGGCCCUGCGCUGUCCCCAAGCCUCUCAGAACUGCCCCCGCACAACACGCGUGCGCGCACACACACACACUCCAGGUGUGAGCAGCUGCAGCCAAGGUCAGGCCCUAAGAGCGUUUCUUCCCCUUGGCCCCAUGGCCAUGCUUACCUGUCCACCUGAGGAUUCACCCCUUUCAGCCUGCUACAGACGGGAUAACAAAAGGGCAAUCUGAGGACAGUCUGCCCGCACUGAAGUGAAAGGAGGGGGGUGACCUGCCUCUACCUUCUUCCCCGCCUCCCACCGUUGCAGCUGCCAAGGCAGCUGCCUCCUGCUAGCACUGCUGGGAGAGGCAGGAAGGAGCAACCUGGCCUCCAGAGCACCUUCCCUGAGGCUCUGUGCCAGGGACACUGAACCAAGGGGAUACUUCCUUCUGCCCACCUCCUCCCCCCCACUAUUUGGACAUCUGGGGGAGCGGAGAUUAACCCCUUCCCCAGACUCCAGAAUCUCUGUACCUUGUGCCUUGCCUCUCAGGCCCUGGCACAGUGGCUGGCCACAUGGGGUGUGAAGAGGCCUCUGCCUCCCUCAGGAGGGGCAUGUGGGGGAUCAUCAUCCCUUCCUCAACACUCUUUCCCACCGAGGACUCCAGCAGCUUGGCUGACACUGGGGCAUGACAGGCCUGCGCUCCUUGUUUGGAUGCUCAAAAGGCUUCUCUGGGACCAGUUUAACAUAGGACAGUGAGGGGCUCUCCUGGCCUCAAUCUCCAUCUUUAGGGUCUCCAGAGAGGAACAUUGAAGUCUUCCAGAAACCUAGAGGAGCUGGGCUGGAUAUUCUGACUUAAGCCCUGACUGUGUCACCCUCACUCCCCCCACCCCGCCCCCGAUUUGCACCACCCCUCACUCUUGGGUUGGAUGCUAUGAGAAUUAAAGCCCAUCACUUGCAAUUUCGUCGCCUACCUUCCCUGGGUUGGGGGGGCGCCACAUCCCCCUGCUGAGGGAUCUCUGGGAGGGCAGGUGCCCAGCCCAUAGGCUGUCUUAGAUCAUGAUUGGGUGGCGCCCCACCUGUGCGAGGCCUAUCCCGGGUUCUUACUCCUUCACAGCAGUCAGCACCCCCUCCCACCCC
Messenger RNA from Callorhinus ursinus (northern fur seal), 2636 nucleotides. It is a transcript of the gene SMYD5, whose product is annotated as SMYD family member 5. Gene Ontology annotation, biological process: negative regulation of gene expression, epigenetic. NCBI's taxonomy places the organism in Eukaryota, Metazoa, Chordata, Mammalia, Carnivora, Otariidae. The record is from RefSeq and is a predicted model, not a curated record. Gene Ontology annotation, molecular function: histone H4K20 methyltransferase activity; protein binding.